CCAGGACUAGAGGUGGAGAGACGUGUUUUUUUCCUCUCCAUUCGGCUAGAUUAUACCCGCUUCUUUAAAAAACAUUGACUGUUUGUUUUUUGUUUUCCUCCAUUUUCUCUCGUCCUGUUCGUUAUCUUUCGUUCCCCCCUCUUUCAGUCAUUGUUUUUAUUCAGCCGUAUUUAUAUACCCUCCGACCAUCUGUGUGCGUGUUUUGUGUGUGUUUGUUUGUCUUACAUGUGAGAGAGUGCCAGUGUUCAAAGCCCCUACAAUUUUUGUUGUUUUGUUUCCAUUCGUCUCAUCUUCCGGCCAACUAAAAAGUUUGACACGAAUCCGGUCGAGUCACCUGCCUAAACCUCAUACGCUGGUGAAUAAUAGAGCGGCCCACAGCUUGUCAGUUUCACGUUGCGUGUCCGAUAAAGAAAACGCAACGCCGAGUGAGCGACCCAAAAUAAUAAAAUAAGAGGAAGAAUUUUGUAGCACUUCCGUGUGGUUGUGUAUUAUCCAGGAGACCGUGACUUUGAAAACGGGAAAAGUUAUUUCCUAAAAAAAUUUUAUUUUGAGGAGAAGUUUCUGGUCUUGUCGUUCUGAACGUGUCAAAAAAGAACCGGUGAAAUCAAAAGGAAAUAAAAAAGUGGCACGGUUGAUAUUUCCUUCCUUCCUUUUUCUCGUGUGUCCUAUAACCCCCAUCGGGGUGGGUUAUGGGCGAUGAUGUAAAGAAGAACCCAUCCACCACCCGCUAUCACCGCCGCCACCACAGUUUCUGAUGUCGGAAACUAUUUCUGAAACUUGGGCGUCACUUUCCUAUUUAUUUCUUUUCCUCGACGAUUCCAACUUGAGAAAAUAAAAACCAAAUUUUAUUUAAAAAAGAAGAAAAAAGGAAUUUUUAUUUUAUUUUUAUUUUUUGUAUCUGCCUGGCGGUAGUGGUGCUGCCUCGUACCGUCUAAACUUGGCUCCAUCUCUCUCUCAUUCACUCACGCCCCUGGUUUCUUAUGCAGCAGUAGUGUGUCGUGUCGGCGGGGCUCAUAACGGGGGGAAGGUUCAGGCUGCUCUGUGUGUGUGCGUGACGUGCGCGUGUUGCAUCUCAUCGGCGGACAGUUUGUGUGUGUGCGUCUUUCCAUGUGUCCGGUGCCCCGUGUGUAUCUCUCUCUCUCCACCAUUUAUAUGAAAACCGCCCAACGUUUCCUCGGUCUGAUAUAGACAUCACACAUUGCCUCGGCUCUUACACAAGGACAAACCCCAACUCUUGCUGUCCUUGGAUUAGACGAAAUUGGGAUCAUCUUUCUCUUGGACGAAACGAGUAACUUGUCGGCCAGCAAGUGAAAGCCUCUCUCGAGCUGCUGCUGCUGCUGAGAGUCGAUCGAGCAUUCGGUCGGCAGGGCGAAAUAAUAACAUUCGUUAGAUAGCUGGCCUGCUGCUGGUCUGCUUUAACCCGUUUGUUUGUUUCUUUUCCACUGGAGAGAGAGAGACAACCGGCCAACUGGCACAAGUUAUUGGCAUAGCUGGCAGCCAUGCAAGCCUCUAGGAGCGGAUGUGUGUCGGAAGUCCCGAAAUUGCCAGCUUACAGCGUUGCUUGUUCUAGGUCGUCCAUGGAGAGCCUACCGCCACCUGUUUCAUGGAACUCGCUCACCAGUCGCAGGCCAAUGGGAGCAGCAGCUUCGCGCGGUGGAGAGGAUUCGUCGCGAGCAACGGCCGAGCUGACGAAAGCCAAUUCGAGUGAAUAUCACGUCGGUCUUUCGCAAACUCCGUCGACGCCGGCGCCUACGGGGGCUAACCUUCACACUUCAGCAGCAGGUUAUUAUUCUUCCUAUUGUGGCAUCACCGGAUCAGCCGGAUCAUCCGUACUGGCACCGGCAACAUCUACAGGAGGGGCUGGCGCCCCCGGUUCCGCCGGCUACCGCGAUCACGGCGACCAAUCCAGCGGCGAGUGGGACGUGAGAAGAUGGAACGAAGAGCGCGAAAGAGAUCGGGAAACUUGGAUCAACGACCCGGAAUGGCUCCGCGUCGAGUCUUGGCUCGACGAACACCCCAACUUUUGUCUCGACUACUUUCUCAGGAAAGCCACUCGGCCGAUGAUCGACGAAUGGCUGGUGUCGCAUUCACUCCCCAGUGCAGGGGCAUCAGCUGCCGAAACGGACACGAUUUCGCCUAGUGGCCAACAACUGCAACUGGGCAACAAUGGGAAAACUGGGAUUGCGACUCCCGUUCGCAAGAUUUCUGCUCACGAAUUUGAGAAGGGAGGUCUGCUCCGACCGCUGGUUACCAACGUCGAAGGCACGGUGACGUUCCUGACCCAAACGACCAGCGAAGAGACACACGCCCUCAUCAACAGCACAAUUAAACCGUUCCGGCGGAAUCGGAACGAGCUCAAAUCACUCGACGAGAAAGAGAUCAUCUUCGAACUGGUGAAAGACAUUUGCAACGACCUGGAUGUGCGUAGCCUAUGCCACAAAAUUCUCCAGAAUGUCAGCAUCCUGACGAAAGCGGAUCGAUGUUCACUAUUCCUGGUGCAGGGUGAACGAGGGUCCGAUUCGCGCUGCCUCGUUUCCAAACUUUUCGACGUCUGUUCUCAAUCCACUUUGAAGGAAAUGGAAAAAAAGGAAGAAAUUCACAUCCCGUGGGGAUCCGGAAUUGUGGGCUACGUAGCUCAAAGUGGCGAAGCAGUCAACAUACCUGAUGCAUACAAAGACGAACGCUUCAAUCAUAAAGUGGAUGCCAAGACCGGCUAUCACACACGCUCAAUGCUCUGUCUGCCCAUCAAAGACUCGAAUAACGAAGUCAUUGGAGUCGCCCAAGUCAUCAACAAACAGGGAGAUAACGAAGCCACGUUUACGACUCACGAUAGCCAGGUGUUCGCCGGCUAUCUCCAGUUCUGCGGCAUUGGUCUCAAAAACGCGCAACUCUACGAGCGCAGCCAAUUAGAAAUUAAGCGCAAUCAGGUUUUAUUGGAUUUAGCUCGUAUGGUCUUUGAGGAGCAAAGUACGACCGAGACCGUGGUCGACCGCAUCUUAGCACAUACGCAAUCACUGAUUCAGUGUCAGCGUUGCCAGGUAUUACUAGUCCACGAAGAGUCGAAAGGAACGUUUUUCCGUGUAUUCAAUUAUCCCAAAGCCAGCGAAGAGGACCUGCAAAAUCCUGGAACUAGGUUUCCUUUCAGUCCUAAUGAAAGUCGAUUUCCGAUUAACGUGGGCAUCACGAGCUACGUCGCAACUACCGCAGAGACAGUGAAUGUAGUGGACGCCUACGAGGAUCAACGUUUCGAUCGUUCAGUCGACGACGGGAAGGAUUUCAAACACAAAACCAUUCUGUGCAUGCCAAUCAAGAAUUCCAAAGGUCACACCAUUGGCGUCAUUCAGUUAGUCAACAAAUUCAACAACUUGCCCUUCACCCAGAAUGACGAGAACUUUGUCGAAGCUUUCUCCAUCUUUUGCGGCAUGGGCAUCUACAACACCAACAUGUUCGAGAAAGCCAUAGCGGCCGAAAAUAAGCAGCGCGUCAUACUCGAAGUGUUGAGCUAUCACGCUACCGCACCGGUCGAAGAAGCAUCCAAGUUGAAGAAAGCCAUCGUCCCGUCGGCCAUAGCGUAUCGGCUGCACGACUACCGUUUCAACGACUUUAGUUUGGAGGACGAAGAAACAUUAAAGGCCUGUCUGCGAAUGUUUCUAGAUUUGGAUUUGAUCGAGAGAUUUCACAUCGAUUACGAAGUUCUCUGUCGAUGGCUGUUGAGCGUCAAGAAGAACUACCGCAACGUGACUUACCAUAAUUGGAGGCACGCCUUUAACGUCGCUCAAAUGAUGUUCGCCAUCGUGACGGGAACACGAUGGUGGGAAAUUUUGGGCGAAAUCGAGGUUCUUUCGCUAAUAAUGGCUUGUUUGUGUCACGAUCUCGACCACAGGGGAACCAAUAAUUCCUUUCAAAUCCAAACAAAAUCGUCGCUCGCAAUGCUGUACUCUACAUCGACGAUGGAAAGGCACCAUUUCGACCAAUGUCUCAUGAUUUUAAGUAGUCAGGGCUGUCAGAUACUGAGCAACGUGUCCAAGGACGAGCAUAAGGCAAUCAUCAAAGUCCUGGAAGAAGCCAUCAUAUCAACCGACUUGGCUGUUUAUUUCAAGAAACGAAAAGCCUUCUUUGAUUUAGUUGAGGACCGGUCGUACGAUUGGUGGCAGGAUGGUCACCGGGAGCUGUUGCGCGGCAUGAUGAUGACUGCGUGCGACGUGGCGGCCAUCACCAAGCCGUGGGAGGUGCAGUGGAAGGUGGCCGACUUGGUUGCAAACGAGUUCUUUGAACAGGGUGACAUCGAGCGCAAGGAAUACAAUAAAAUUCCUAGUGACAUGAUGGAUCGAGAAAAGAAAGAUCAGCUACCUGCUAUGCAAGUAGGAUUUAUCGACUCUAUCUGUCUACCAGUCUAUAACGCAUUUUCCUCGGUUAAUGAAAAACUAACUCCUCUGCUGGACGGAGUCCAGGCCAAUCGAAAGACUUGGCAGUCGCUGGCUGAUUCCUACAAUCAGCGUUUGGAGGAUCAGAAGGAAGACGACAUCCCCGAGCAAAAAAGAAAACUGGAGCAUCAGCACUCACAGCCGCAACAGCCGUCUCCGCAAGUGAAUGGCCAGAUUAGUCCCGUCGAGGCUUAAUGGAAAAGAAACCAACAACUGACAAUGACUUGCUGCCAAAAAAAAAGAAGAAAAGAGAACCUCUCUCCUUUAAAAGACUUGUAAAAAAAAAUAACAAACAAAACAAACAAACAAUCGAUCAUCACUGGCACAACGGGUAUUGGGAUGAAAGCGUUCCGCAUACUCGCCGAGUCAAAUGUACAUAUACGUACUGUAUCUCUACCGGCUGGCACAAAUGAUACUUCUUCGUCAACCACAAGACGGAAUAAGUGAUGGACUGUUUCAGUAACGUUUUUUCUUCCCUCUGUUGUUGUUUCCCUUUCACUGGAGAAGGGCAGAUGAUGGUAUAUGGUACUAUGGCGCAAACAAAAAAAUUUUAAAGGUCUAUAUAUAUAUAUCAAUUAAAAGAAAAUAAUGAAGUGAGUCACAAGUCGAGUCAUAUCCGAUUUGUGACUGCAAACCUAUGGCUGGCAAAAAACAAAAAAAAAACGGACGUGACGUUCCUUAUUUGCUCGUAUUCCCAAUUUUGUUUUGAUUUAUUUUUCGUGUUCGUUUCAUUUGUCUAUGCGCGUUCUUAAUUCCUAUUGUAAUGCAUGUAUUAUAUUUGAAAACAAUCCCCCUCACAAGUACAGGAAACAAAUGAUGGUCUACAUAAAAUCCUGUUUGAAAAAUUAUGACAGUCUUCUAUGUGUCACAUCUCAUAUGCUGCACAUCACCAACCUUUUCUGUCUCCUUUUUUUUCUCUUCCUCUCUCCGCAUUCCCACCUCAUCCCCUUUAUUAACUAUCAGUCUAUCAUAUACCUUCCCCCCCGGUCUCGUAUUUAUGAAUCAACACAAAUGUGUCAGCAUAUGGUGUCAGAUUUGUCUCACGACAUUUUCCGUUUUUUUUUCGUGCCCCGUUUGAGAAAAAGCAAAAACAAAUGAAUGCCUAGAUCAUUUGCGCAUAUUGUCGCCCCUACCCCUCCUCCCUCCCCAUCCGGUCUCCUUAAUGAUGAUUUGUUACAUACCGAUGAUGGAAUGGAAUUGCCAAGUACAACGUUUUUAAAAUCCCCAA
Molecule: messenger RNA, 5652 nt
Organism: Daphnia pulicaria
Lineage: Eukaryota; Metazoa; Arthropoda; Branchiopoda; Diplostraca; Daphniidae
Product: dual 3',5'-cyclic-AMP and -GMP phosphodiesterase 11-like
Exons: 20
Coding region: 1500-4619 (1039 amino acids)
Biological process (GO): signal transduction
Molecular function (GO): 3',5'-cyclic-GMP phosphodiesterase activity; protein binding; 3',5'-cyclic-AMP phosphodiesterase activity
Source: RefSeq, a predicted model, not a curated record